Messenger RNA from Cynoglossus semilaevis (tongue sole), 5022 nucleotides. It is a transcript of the gene slc9a6b, whose product is annotated as solute carrier family 9 member 6b. Gene Ontology annotation, biological process: sodium ion import across plasma membrane; proton transmembrane transport; potassium ion transmembrane transport. Lineage: Eukaryota; Metazoa; Chordata; Actinopteri; Pleuronectiformes; Cynoglossidae. The record is from RefSeq and is a predicted model, not a curated record. Gene Ontology annotation, cellular component: recycling endosome; plasma membrane. The transcript is spliced from 16 exons. The coding region runs from base 1 to 2118 and encodes 705 amino acids. Gene Ontology annotation, molecular function: sodium:proton antiporter activity; potassium:proton antiporter activity.
AUGGGAACAGCACCGAGGCACUUUCUUGGUGUCAAACCGCACAAAGCGCUGCUGCUGCUGCCUUUUCUGCUGACAUUCGUGCUCGUCGGGAGCCGAGGCGAGAGCCAAGCUAUGGACAAUGUCGCAACAGAGAGGAUGGCUGAGGAGAGCCACCGCCAGGACAGCGCCAACCUCCUCAUAUUCAUAAUGCUCUUAACGCUCACCAUUCUGACUAUAUGGUUGUUCAAACACCGCAGGUUUAGGUUCCUGCACGAAACCGGACUCGCCAUGAUCUACGGCCUUUUGGUGGGUGUGAUCCUGCGUUUUGGCGUGCAUGUGCCCCAGAGCACGAAUGACCUGGUCCUCAGCUGUGCGGUCAACGCCAGUCCUGCCACACUAUUGGUCAACGUCAGCGGUCGCUUCUACGAGUACACUCUGAAGGGAGAGGUCAGCCGCAGCAAAGGCCACCAAGUGCAGGACGAUGAGAUGCUGAGAAAGGUGACCUUUGAUCCAGAGGUGUUUUUCAACAUUUUACUGCCUCCCAUCAUUUUCCACGCUGGAUACAGUUUGAAACGGAGACAUUUUUUCAGGAACAUCGGCUCCAUCCUGGCCUACGCUUUCAUCGGAACGGUUAUUUCCUGCUUCAUUAUCGGGUUGAUCAUGUAUGGCGUUGUUUCCUUCAUGAAAAUGGUGGGACAGCUGGGGGGAGACUUUUUCUUUACUGACUGUCUCUUCUUCGGGGCCAUUGUUUCGGCAACGGACCCAGUGACAGUUCUGGCCAUUUUCGCGGAGCUCAAAGUGGACGUGGACCUGUACGCUUUGCUCUUUGGGGAGAGUGUCCUCAAUGACGCCGUGGCCAUCGUUCUUUCAUCCUCCAUCGUGGCGUACCAGCCUGCAGGAGACAACAGCCACAGCUUCGAGGCCAUGGCCAUGUUGAAGUCCUUUGGCAUCUUCCUGGGGGUCUUCAGCGGGUCCUUCGCUCUUGGAGUGGCCACCGGGGUCAUGACCGCUUUCGUGACCAAGUUCACCAAGUUGAGGGAUUUUCCUCUACUGGAGACUGCGCUCUUUUUCCUCAUGUCCUGGAGCACUUUCCUCUUGGCUGAAGCCUGUGGUUUUACAGGUGUGGUGGCUGUUCUGUUCUGUGGCAUCACUCAAGCUCACUACACCUUCAACAAUCUCUCUCCUGACUCCCAGGACAGAACCAAACAGCUAUUUGAGGUGCUCAACUUCCUGGCAGAGAACUUCAUCUUCUCCUACAUGGGUCUGACUCUCUUCUCCUUCCAGUCGCACGUGUUCAACCCUCUGUUCAUCAUCGGAGCCUUUGUGGCAGUGUUUGUGGGCAGAGCAGCGAACAUCUACCCGUUGUCCUUCCUGCUCAACCUGGGCCGUAAGAACAAGAUCGGAUCCAACUUUCAGCACGUCAUGAUGUUUGCAGGUCUGCGUGGAGCUAUGACCUUUGCCCUCUCAAUCCGUGACACGGCGACCUACGCCCGUCAAAUGAUGUUUUCCACCACGCUCCUGAUCGUCUUCUUCACAGUCUGGAUCUGCGGAGGUGGCACCAUGCCCAUGCUGUCCUUCAUGAGCAUACCGGUCGGCGUUGACUCCGACCAAGAACACUCUACUACAUCCAUGUUGGAUGGGUCAGUGCGGAGGAACACCAAACAUGAGAGUGCCUGGCCCUUUAGGAUCUGGUACACCUUUGACCGGAAUUACCUGAAGCCCCUCCUGACUCACAGUGGUCCUCCUCUCACCGCCACGAUGCCGGCCUGCUGUGGACCACUGGCACGGUGUCUCACCAGCCCACAGGCCUACGAGAAUGAAGGUCCACUCUACGACGAUGACGCUGACUUUAUCCUUAAUGAUGCCAACGUGAGCAGCAUGUACGCCGACGUCACCAUCAGCACCGAUGCGUCCGGGUCACACACCAUCAACCGAAAGCUCUCUUCAAACGCCAACACCGGGUGCGGCCCGUCCGAUGAAAGCCUGGACCACGAGCUAGCCUUGGCGGAACACGAAGUGGCGAUCAGAGGUACCCGUCUGGUCCUGCCCAUGGAUGACCCCAUAGACCCACCAAUCACCGUCACUCUGCCGCCGCCUCCUUCCCCGCCACACUCUGACCCUCGCAGACAUAGACUGUAAGAAAACCGGUUCUGUCAGGAUGCAGUUUGUCAGGAAAGUCUCAAAUCAACCUGUGACUGUUGUAAGAAAUGGAGGUAGCACUUAGAGUUUAUCAAGCUGUUUGUUCCUUCCACACACCCCACUCUGCUCUAAGACCCCCCCCCCCCCCCCCUGUGCUAUGGCCAAUAAUAAUCCUCUGCUCCACUGCGUAGCAUCCUUUUGUGCUUUAAUCUCACUGUUAUGAAGUUUUAUUCCCACUGCUUAUCUUUGUGACUAAAGCGUCAACUAAUGAUUUAUUUGGGACAUUUCUUCAGUUUAGUCAACUAUUCAUUGACAAAUAUGAAGAGUGUUCUUUAAACCUGAACAUCUUUACGUGGUCCAAACUGAGGAACCCUUUCAGAGAAUAUAAAGAAGUAAUUUAAAGAAGUCCACUGUUUAAUUCCUGUCGUCUCCAUAGUUUGCAACAGUCUCUCUACCUCCAUUUCUUAUACACGGUUUAAUCUAAUCUCCUAAACUAAUUUCACUUGCAGUUUUGUCUUUUAUUGUUUGAUUUGUCAACGCCCUCUCCCAUUUGUCUAUCUUUUUUUUUUUAACAUUCUUACAUUUUAGAAUACUACAUUUAAUCGUGAAUUUGAAUGCACUACUGUACCUGGAAGUUGAGAUACUGUCACCUCUUUGCAUCCAAGACUUUUCACUUAACUACAAAAAAAAUCAUUUAAAAAAACUAACAAGAAAUGCAUGAGUAACAUUUCCAUCAUUUUUGCCAAUCUUUUCAGUUGGUCUUUUUUACACGCUCUAUUUAUUUAACACAAAGUGAUUUACUGUAUUUGUACAUGAUUCAUCCUGUUGAUUUAUUUAUUUAUUCAUGUCUUGUAGUGUGAAAUAGCAGUGCUCGGAGGUGGAAGGAUUACUUUACUUAACAAAAUAGUCUGAAGGUACAAUGUGCAGCAGAAGGGGAGAUUUUUAUUCCUGAAGUUGGAAGAUCUGGCCUUCAUUAUUCUGUAGCAAAAUGUUUCUAUCAUGUUUCUAUCAUUUAUAGAAAAGUUGGUAAACUUUUUACAUUGUCCAAACUAGUGCUGUCCCUCUAUAAGUGGCAAAACUCUGUAGGUCAUAGGGUGGCAUGCAGUGUGUAUGAGUGGGUGUGUGUGUGUGUGGGGGGGGACACUGAGCAGGAAAAUGUUUACAGCCAGUUUAAUUUCCCUCUCAUGCCCCGACAAUUCUGUCAAUAUAUGAGUAAAUAAACAAUUAAAAAAUAUAUAUGUUAAAAGGUUCAAUUUAAACAUUGUCUCCUGCUUCCCAGUAAACAAGACAUCAAUUCAAAUGUGUAGAACGACUGCAAUGUUUCCAUGAACAAAUAAAUGGUUGGUUAAAAAAAAAAAAGUCUCAAUGAAAAUGUGACUUGUUAAGCUGUAAACUGAGGAGAGACCUCAGUGUAUUCAGCAGUGUUUUAUUAGGCUGCUCAUAUCAAAGUUAAGAGUCACUGGAUCAGCACGUGUUUAAAAGAAGUAUCUGUGAAUCCCUAGUCCAAACCUAAAUGAGUUUUGAUUUAGGUCACGCUGUAUUAAAGACCCGAGCUGCUCAGAAGUCCACGGCCGUGGUUGUCUUUUUCGCCACGAUGCACCCGAUAUUUUGCGGUGGAAACAUUUAUUUUAGCUCUUCAUCCUAGUUGUAUGGUUGUUACAAAUGCAAAAUGUACUAUUGCAGUUUAAUCCAAGUGUUCGGAAAUGUUGGUUUGUUCUUUCUAUGUGGAAACUCGAGCUUCCCUCUGUGUGACUGUGUAUUGGGCUAAUCAAGGUUAGUUUACUUUUAUGUUGUGAUUUCUGCACAGAAUCUAUUUGGACUGUGUGGGUGAGUGUGGGUGCCUCGUUUGAACGAGGCAACAGAGGUUACUUUUGACAUAAAACACUGGACGGACAUCUCCUGGGUUUUCUAUCAUUACAUAAUAUCAAAAACCACUGUGUCUUUUUGUGUUGAUUUAGCAUUAUAUAAAAUGUGACUCUUGAGGGCUGGCUGAACUGUUUUCAAUUAAAGUGCCUAUUUAGAAGUUCUAUGACAUUGAUGUAGAUUUGUAUAUAUUUGAUUUGCUCAGUGUGAUCAUCUUUGUUUUUGUUUUUGGAACAUUUGACCUUUUAAUGAUAAAUGCUCUAUGUUCAGAAGGUAGUAGAUGUUAAGUCACUGUCUUUACUGAUUUUUUUUUUUCUUUUCCAAUGCCCCAUUAAGAGUGUGGACUAAAAAAAAAAGUACUUACAUUUAUGAAUACACUCUAAGCUUCUGUCUGUCUGUCAUUCUGUAAACACAGGUCAUCCGUGCCCUAAAAAAAUGGAAAUGAAAUGAUUUAGAGUUUAUUUCUUAACUUAAAUGAUAUGAAAUUACCGUACACUAAAAGGUGUUAACUUGACACAUUUUUAUUUUAGGAAUUUUUUUUGUGUGUGACCAAGCUCAUUUACUUCACAAUAUUACUUCAUGAAAUGCAUGUGCUAUUUAGUCUGAACAGUAUUUUAAAAUUCACUCUGAUGACAUUUUUGUUUCUUAGUUAAGGUACUGAAAAGAAAAGGCGUUAAUGUAAAGCCUUUGGAUUUUUUUAUUUUUAUCAUUUAUUGCCGAUAUUUGACUUAUAAAAUCAUGUAAAAUGACUCAAUAAUUUAAAUAUUGAGGAUAAUGUUUCCGAAAGAGCCAAAAGAAAAGAUCAGUAAAUGUCUCUUCUGUUUGCAGAAUCUUAUAAUAACAGUUGUGUUUGUGAGAAGUCAAUCUACUACAGGCCUGUAUGUGAAUGUUUUAAAUGUGAAAUCAUGUUAUGCCGAAAAUGGAUCUCAGAUUUAAAGGUCUUUUUUUCCUGAGUAGUUCCUAAAGUUAUGAUAUCUCCUCAGUGUGAUGUCUGGAGAUGUUCGGGAAAUAAACUAAAAAUAAAACUUGAAAUUCACAAAA